Pimephales promelas (fathead minnow) is the source of this 1000-nucleotide messenger RNA. RefSeq names its product chymotrypsinogen B, tandem duplicate 3 (gene ctrb.3). NCBI's taxonomy places the organism in Eukaryota, Metazoa, Chordata, Actinopteri, Cypriniformes, Leuciscidae. Gene Ontology annotation, molecular function: serine-type endopeptidase activity. The record is from RefSeq and is a predicted model, not a curated record. Gene Ontology annotation, biological process: proteolysis.
UCAUGGUUUGGUGUUAAAUAGGACUUUCUGCUGUCAAUAAUACUGUCUUCUGCACAAUGUCUUUCCUGUGGCUGCUGUCCUGUGUUGCCUUCAUUGGUGCAGCCUAUGGCUGUGGUGUUCCUGCCAUUCCUCCUGUUGUCAGUGGCUAUGCCCGCAUUGUGAAUGGUGAAGAGGCACUGCCUCACUCCUGGCCCUGGCAGGUUUCCUUGCAGGACUUCACUGGCUUCCACUUUUGCGGUGGCUCUCUGAUCAGUGAGUACUGGGUUGUGACUGCUGCACACUGCAGUGUGAGAACUAGUCACCGUGUGAUCCUGGGAGAGCAUAACAAGGGAAGCGUCAACACUCAGGAGGAAACGCAGACUAUGAAAGUGUCAAACGUGUUCACCCACCCUCAGUGGAACUCCAAUACCAUCGAGAAUGACAUUGCCUUGAUCAAGCUGACCUCCCCCGUCUCACUGAAUGACCAUGUGUCUCCUGUUUGUCUUGCUGAGACCUCAGACGAAUUUGCUCCUGGAAUGACAUGUGUGACUUCUGGCUGGGGAGUGACCAAUCACAAUGCUCUGUUCACCCCUAAUGAGCUCCAGCAGGUUGCUUUGCCUCUGUUGUCCAACCAGGACUGUAUAAGCUACUGGGGAAGCAACAUCCAUGAUGUCAUGAUUUGUGCUGGUGCUGCUGGUGCCUCCUCUUGCAUGGGUGACUCUGGUGGUCCUCUGGUGUGUCAGAAGGGUGAUGUCUGGACACUGGUGGGUAUAGUGUCCUGGGGAAGCAGUCGUUGUGACACCAGUAUACCUGGUGUGUACGCCCGUGUCACUGAGCUCCGCGACUGGGUGGAUCAGAUUCUGGCUUCCAACUAAACACAAAAAAAGUAGAUCCCUCAAAAUUCCUAAACAGCAGCUAACAAAACAAUAUAUACAUCUUAAAACAAUCACUGUGGUAAGACUAAUGCUAUGAAAGGCUUAUUGCUUUUACAGGAUGUCUGUAAAUAAAUUCAUACAACAUA